ACUUCAUGCAUCCAUACGUCCAUGUCAGUGGAGAUGGAUUUGGGUUUGCCUGCCACAGAGCCUUUCUACUGCCUUUUUCUCAAUGGGAUUACAUUAUGUUAUGAUGUUUUCUUUCAGAGAUGGCAGGUUUGGGCUACAGUAUGAAUGACUGAUAGACAGCUGCAUGGAUAGUAAACCUAUUUUACCUUACAGGGUCCCGUGCACGUUUUGAGGACAGCCCACCUCGGAUCGUGGAGGACCCCUCUGACCUGAUUGUGUCCAAGGGGGAGCCCGCGACCCUCAACUGCAAGGCAGAGGGGCGGCCUAACCCCACUGUGGAGUGGUACAAGGACGGGGAGCGGGUGGAAACGGACCGGGAUGACCCUCGGUCUCACCGAAUGCUCCUUCCCAGCGGCUCCCUCUUCUUCCUGCGUAUCGUCCACGGACGACGCUCCAAACCAGACGAGGGCGUCUACACCUGUGUGGCACGUAACUACCUUGGAGAGGCUGUCAGUCGCAACGCUUCACUGGAAGUGGCCAGUAAGUCUUUGUAAUUUUACUUGCUGUAUAUGUCACCCAUGACCUGUGUGUGUUUGUCUCGCUCGCUCUCUCUCAAAGCACAACAGGUGAAGAGGACAGGCUUUCAGCUGCUAUCUUGAACUUCUGAAAAUAUGACCAUGUAUUGUAGCCCUCAGUAUCACGUGGUCGUCACUAGUUGUCACAAAGUCAUAAACCCCGCCUAUUUCUACAAUUUAUAUUUUUAAAAUCUGAUUUUAACCCUAACCUUAACCACACGAGUAACCUUAAAUUAAGACCAAAAAUCUCUUUUUUUGUUUUGCGAUAUAGCCAAAUGACUUUGUGGCUGUGGUAACUAGUAACAACCACAUCACUUUAUUUAUUUUUAUUUUAUUUAUUUCACCUUUAUUUAACCAGGUAAGCCAGUUGAGAACAAGUUCUCAUUUACAACUGCGACCUGGCCAAGAUAAAGCAAAGCAGUGCGAUUAAAAACAACAACACAGAGUUACAUAAGGGGUAAAACAAAACAUAAAAAAUUGCCACUUUCUCUCUUUCCCCUUCUAAUUGUGGCAGUGUGGCAUGACCCAGGGCUGAACGCAGGCCCUUUCUGGCGUUAGGAAAUGGAUUAGCGGAGUGUGUUAAUUAGGAAAAGGAGCAUAACAGAUUAAGGAAUGUCUCCUCGUUUAAAAACAUAAAACAGCAAUUUGCCUGCAUCUUAUCUUCCACCAGAGCACAGAGCCAGCCAGGCCUCCUCACCCUCAGCCUCUAACUGCUCAUGGCUCACGGACCUCCUCCACAGCUCAUGUUCAAAAAUAGGGCCAGCUUUAGUUCAGCUUCCACACUGAGUGAUAUAUCCACACUCAUAAACGGCAGAACAUCAAAUAUUAGAGAAAAACUAAAUAUAUUAGCACAGAACAGCUUCCAUAGAAAAACAUUUAAGCGCCACAGUUAUAUUGUUGUUUUUGAUGAUGAAUUCUCCUCAGCCAGUGGCGAUGUAGCUGGAGAUGACGCAGUCAUACCAGUAAGGCUAUGUAUCACCUAGAUGCAGACUCUCGGUGACUAACUGCGGUAAUGACUGUAUUGUCCUAGGUCUGGUGCCUCUGGGUAGCUGGGGAAUAUGUUAAGACAGUAGGGUGUUGGUGGUCUUAGCUUCACUAAAUGUCUUGAUUAGGACUGAAUUGCUACCAUGGUAACGAUAGUGAAAUGUCACAGUGAGAUCAAUGCAACUCCUGGAUGGGAGUAGCUCAGAGGAAAGAUCCAUUGAAUUUCUGUGGUAUGUAGGCACGCAUAGAUCUGAACCAUGACACCUCACCCUGCCCUGACUGUAAUGGGGAUUGGCUAAAGUAGAGUAUUACCGCAACAGGGUUGUGGAAUUUAGAUAGAUAUAUUUCUACACAGUUAGUUCCUUCCACACAAUCAGUCCCUUCACAGCACAAAUGCAUCGGAAGUGACAUGUAUUUCAUGCUUAAAUGCUUUUUCGCCUUCGGGGUCCACAACUCAGGCUUCAGUAUAGCUAGACAGUGUUGCUUCAUUUGACUUCCUCAGAAUAAGCUUAAUGUUGGGUAUGGAAAUGCUAAACAGUGAUUUAUUGCUGCCUGUGUUCUUGUUGUUGGCAUGAAUAAGCUGCAAGCGACCAGCUGAAUAGCAGGGCUGUUGAGGCGCCUAGUUAAUGAGAUAUUGUGUAUGAAUCCAUUCACAUAUUCCUCCCAAAAAUAGCAGUGUUCUGCUCUGUCAGAUAGCCUUUAUGUAAGAAGAAGAGGAAAGCGGUAUCUAUUUCAAAGACGUGAAUGUCUGUCUGAGGGAGCAAACAGCCGCGUUCUCUGAGCUGGAUUAAAAUAAAGUAGGACAAAUAAAAAAUAAAACUUGCUUAAAAGGCUUUUGGGCCAGAUGUCCCUCUUUCUCCUGAUGGGGGGAUUAUGAAGGAAUGACAUUUUGGGCUGCAGCUUGUUUCUUGGCCUCUUCUACACAACAAUUCUGCCACUGGUCUCUUUAAACCCUGAAUGGACAGAUAUCACAGUGCCCAAACUGUUCAUUUGAACUCUAUUGUUACUACAAUACGUUAUUCAUUUUUUUGGUCAUAAUCAUUUACAUAAAGGAUUAGAGAUUUUGAAUAAUUUAGUUGGCUUUAACAAGUGCCUAAGGAUGAAUUUGUAGGCAUGAGUUGACCACUCGUCCAACCAUUGAAACACAACAGGCUCAGGAGACCUGGUAAACACAGACAAUGGCUGGAUUAAAUCAAUCCCUCCUCUCCUCUCGACAGGCGCCAGCUGGCUCUAUUAGCCGUGACACGGCAGUAGCAGAGAGAGAGGAUUAGACCACCUCUAAUGGGUUUACUCCUACUGCACUUAGACAAAAGUAAAAUGACUGACUGACAAUCAGGUCACUUUACUCUAGGACCUGCUCUCAGAUAGAACACUUCCACUUGCCUGCUAGGCUCCCAUCCCAUACACACCUCUUCAUCUACAUUGACAUUUUAGUCAUUUAGCAGACACUCUUAUCCAGAGCGACUUACAAUUAGUGUGUUUAUCUUAAGAUAGCUAGGUAAGACGACUACAUAUCACAAUCAUAGCAAGUACAUUUUCCCUCAGUAAAUAUGUUAUCAGCAAAGGCAGUGCUAGUAGGAAAGUGGUGGAGGGUUCCAGGACAGAGAAGAGCUCUGACUGGGCUGAGCGGGAGCUGCCUUGUGCUGCUGUUCACAGCUCACGACUGUGUCUGCUGGUUAGCGUUUUUUCAUCAUGAAUCUUGUUCUGGAGGAAGCUCUGCAGAGUGGUCACUAGCUGGCACAGCCACAAAGUCAUAUUUUAACCUUAACCACACUGCUUACCCUAAUGCAUAAUUCUAACCUUAAAUUAAGACCAAAAAUCAAAUUUUUUGUUUUCAUGCAUUUUUACAAUAUAGCAUUUGCAGCUGGCCCAUCUAGCGGAUAUCACUCAGUUCUGCCUCAAGGGCAAGACUCAUCCCAAUUAAAGUCAACUUGCACUCUGUCCCUCCCAAACUCUGCCCAACCUUUCAACCCUGUCCCACACACCACCUUUAGAGUGCCCCCUCCAUCCUCACCUUCUCCCUACACUCCUCCCCAAUCCUGUCAACCCUACUCCUCCAUCCUGCCUUGAGACUGUUCAAUGAAUCUGAUCACUGACUGAUGUUUAGUCUAAUGGUGUCCAUAGUGAACUGACUGACAAUGGCCACACGAUGCAAAGCAGCCCAUUAUUGCCAUGACUACUCUCCCAUCUCCCCCCUUUAAAACACUAACAGAUGGCCACUACGACUGCACUAAAGCUGCACUCUUGCUAAAUGCUAAAUAUUGAGAUUAAUGUCACUUAAAAAUACAGUGAAUAUCUGAGGAUAUUCUUAAUCUCUUAAUCUGUAUAUCCCUGAAACAUUAAAAUUAUGAAAAUAAAUGGCACUGUCGAAGGAUUGGAAUGUAGUAGUAACAGUAAAGUAUGAAAAUGUAUGCACUCACUACUGUAAGUCGCUCUGGAUAAGAGUGUCUGCUAAAUGACUAAAAUGUAAAUUUAACAAUUUAUUACAGUAGUAACCAUAGAGCAUAAUGGUUAGUCAUUUAGCCACAUUGUUAAAGCUGAGCUAAAGAAAUAGCAGGAGGUAGAUGAAUAUAAUAAUAUAAUAUGCCAUUUAGCAGACGCUUUUAUCCAAAGCGACUUACAGUCAAUAGGGUCUUUAGUUAUCCCCAGGCCAGGCUAGGCCCUUAGGUGCCCUCUUCUCCACUCCUGUCACCGUAAGGUGAUGUAGGGAUAGUUCAGAUUCAGGAUGUUCUGGUACUUAUUCACCACCAGUGGGAAUCAGUGUGAGUCAUGUUUGGUACAAAGACUGUGUUUUGGACGUUACCUCAGGAAGUCCCCUGGCCAUCUGUCUGUCUGAGAAUAUCAGGAGAUUCCUGUGGUGCCAUUUAUAAUUUCAUAAAAAUAUAACAGUGUGUGAAUUCUAUGAAACGACUUUUAGCAUGGCAUCCUUUAAAGCCUGGGUGAAGGAGGGAUCGUAUUAACUUCCAACAGCUUCAAAGAGUUGCUCUUGGCUGCUCGCACUGCACAGUGUUGGGGGGGAAAUUAUCUGAGGCUACAUUCCGCUCUCUGACACGUGUUUCAAGCCCUCAAAUGGCCCACAUUCUGGGACUUCUGUGGUUGAAUGUGUGGGUGAGAGUGGAGAGGUGUUUGUGUGUGUGUGUGGUUAUGGGAUUAGCUCAUUGGCUCUAUAACCAUGACUUCUCUUCAGUUCCCUCAACAUGGCUGGGUGUGCUCCCGGUCUCGUCUCUGCACCAGCCCUUUACAGACGGAGCUCAAAAAAUAAUACACCACUUUCAAUUAGCCCUCAGCUCUCUGAAGCUUUUCAAACAAGCAGCCAGCUGAGUUGGGACUACUGAACAGACUGUUGGGAAGGGUGUGUGCUUUGACAGGUUAUAGCUCAUCCAUCAAUCGUCUAGAGGGUGGUUCUUUAAUUGUGUUGGGGUCCCUUUUUGUUGGGUUUUGGGGGCGAGUAGGAUGGGAAGUCAAGGGGUUCCGUUAGACCCCUGAAGGGACAGAUGUCCAGGCAGCGCAUGCCUGUAAAUGUUCCCUUAAACUGCCCCCCUACCUAUGUACUUAACUCACCCCAGACUGUAGGGGCGCAACUCCUACUAGUUGGAUGAACUGAUAGGCCUUGUGUAUCUUAGAUUCAGAUGUGGUGGAUGUAUUACAAUCUGAGAGAGAAAAACUCCAGUUGAAUGUGAUGAGGAAUUCUGACAAGCUUUUUAAUGUUCUGAACAAGACUUUACUUUUGAAACAAAUGGGUAACAGAAUUCGACUUUUCUAAAAGUUUAAAUGUCACGUCAAUGACAAAAGCCUCAGCUGGGGAAUUAAAUGUGCUUCAUUAUAAUACAGAAAAAAUGCCUCCAAAUGAUCAAAAGUAGAGAUUACUGCUGCAUUUGAACAGGCAGCGACUUCAGGCAGGCAGAGAGUGUGUGACAGAUUCUCAUAUUGGGGGGCUGGCGAGAGGGAGGGGGGAGGUUGACCAGACAGAUCGACAGAUGACCACUUCAAUCCUGACAGCGGAUCUGAAACACAGCCGGAUCAGCGAUGGCCCAGCCACCAUUUGUCUGCUUCUCAGAGAUUAGAAUAUUCAUAGCAACACGUUUCCCAAGAUAAUUGCAGCCCUUACAACUCAAGAUAGAGGGGAGCCAGUCGCUAUGCUCUAGAUGGCUGUGAUAAACUAAAUGAGAUGGUAAUCAGUCAGUCAGUCACUGUGGUUGUGAAUAUAAAUGCCAUGUUAAGACACAGGUAGCUACUGUGUUGAUGAGGAGGUAUCUGUCAAACACACGUGAGGUGAUAAGUGAUGGGGGUAGUGUGGCUUAGCUGGAGAGACGUCCAGUUGACCGACAGGUGAUGAGUUCACUAAUGCGUUUAGUAUAGAUUAACUGAUGUUUGAGAUUGGACUAAUUCACAGCAUAUUUGCAGUGCUAAUUGAUUUGAUUGGGUGUUGAUGCAUUACCGUGCUAACAGAUGGAUAGUUUGACAGGCAGGCAGACGGUCUGAUUGCUUACUUUGUAAAAUGCCAACCUAAAAUAUUUAUAAAGGUAUAAGAAGAUAUUGUAUUCUGGAGUAGUGUGUGUGUGUGUGUGUGUGUGUGUGUCUGUUGGUGAAGGAAAAAGCCAGAGGAAAGUGUUCAUAGGUUGCCUGCAGACCCUCAGAGAGGCUGGAAUAGUAGUGCUGCACAGGUUUCCUGAGGCCUUGGCCAGGCAUCAGCGUUCAUACAGUAGCUUUCCUCUGUCAGUCACUGCUGGGAUUUAAUGACAAAGGUUGCUGCCAAGUCAAGCCUCUCAUCCUGUCUUCAUUUGCAGAGUAAAGGCUGCUAACCUCAGUGUGACAGUGACAUAAAGAUCACGUCCCCUUUUUUUUUUUUUCGUUCAUUGUGUCACUGUCAGAUUUGUAGUACGGAGCUGUGAGUUAGCAUAGUUUCCAGUGUGAGACAGAAGCAUUGCGCUAAUAUGUGAUGCCAUUUUCCCCUCUGACAGGUUAAAUUAUUAAUGUGUUUGUAUUUUUUACUCUGUGUUGGACUGAGAGAUGUGCAUUAUUCAUCCACUCUGACAGUAGAGACUGCAGACUAGGAUGCGGCACAGGAAACAUCAAAACACUGCACAACAAGGAAGUUGCCAAGGAUUUGAACAGUCAUGUACAAGCACAAAACACAAUGUACUGCUCUCACCCAAUCAGCUUGUUUUCCUCUCGUCUAACCUUCAAACAGAAACUCUACAUAUUAAAUAUGCUCAAAUUAAUUACAAGGACAAUAUUUGACAUUGCACUUGUGAUGACAUGGACAGAAUACCGCAUUGGAGAUUGAUGUGUAGGCCAAUUCUGAUAUAUCUAUCUGUCUAUCUAAUAGUUAGCAUUUGAAAGACAAUAUAUUCACAAUAACAUACAUAUAAUGGUACUAAAUUAAUAGAUAAAAACGAUCUGCUAUAUAGUUUGACUGUCUAUUUUUCCUAAUGUGUUUACCUAGCUGGUAAAAUAAAGGUACAAUAAUAUGAAUAGAUAGUCUAAACCAUGUCUAUGCUCUCCUCUCCCCAGUCCUGAGGGAUGACUUCCGCCAGGCCCCCAGUGAUGUGGUGGUUGCAGCUGGUGAGCCAGCGGUUCUGGAGUGUGUUCCCCCCCGGGGUCACCCUGAGCCCACCGUCUCCUGGAAGAGGAACAAUGCCCGCGUCAGCAACAAGGAUGAUCGCAUCUCUGUGAGUCUCACCUAUACAGUGCUUUGAAAAAGUAUUUGCCCCCUUUCUAAUUUUCUCUACUUUUGCAUGUAUUUUUGAUACUGAAUGUUAUCAGAUCUUCAAACAAACCCUAAUAGUAGGAAAAGGGAACCUGAGUGAACAAAUAACACAUGGGUCCCAUUAUGCCUGGCGAAAACCAAACACUGCAUUUCACAGUAAGAACCUCAUACCAACGGUCAAGCAUGGUGGUGGUGUGAUGGUUUGGGGAUGCUUUGCUGCCUCAGGACCUGGAUGACUUGACUUAUAGAAGGAACAAUGAAUUCUGCUCUGUAUCAGAGAAUUUUACAGGAGAAUGUCAGGCCAUCCGUCUGUGAGCUGAAGCUGAAGCGCAGCUGGGUCAUGCAGCAAGACAAUGAUCUAAAACACACAAUCAAGUCUCCAUGAAAAUGCUAAAAGCAACCAAUUGGAAGUUUUGGAAUGGCCUAGUCAAAGUCCAGACCUAAUCCCAAUUGAGAUAUUGUGGCAGGACUUGAAACGAACAGUUCAUGCUUGAAAACCCACAAAUGUCACCGAGUUAAAGCAGUUCUGCAUGGAAGAGUGGGCCAAAAUUCCUCCACAGCGACGUGAGAGUCUGAUCAACAACUACAAGAAGCGUUUGGUUGGAGUCAUUGUAGCUAAAGGUGGCACAACCAGUUAUUGAAUGUAAGGGGGCAAUUACUUUUUCACACAGGGGCAUUGGGUGUUGCAUGACUUCAUAAAUUAAAUAAAUAAAAUAAGAAUAUAUUUUUUGUUAUUUGUAAACUGUUUCCUUUAUCUAAUAUUAGGUUUUGGUUGAAGAUCUGAUAACAUUCAGUAUCAAAAAUAGAAAAAAACAGAAACGGGGCAAAUACUUUUUCACCGUACUGUAUGACCCAUGAACUAUAACCCCUAGUUACAACAUCAAGCUCAUUCGAGUUAGAAGUAAAACCCUCUAGAGUUUACAUACACUAGAGAUCCAACCCAAAGCUCACUGUGCUCAGUGCAGUUAAAUCCCAAUUCAACCCAAACUGUCUCAAAGUCCAUUAAUAUAAUUAAUGAUGCAUGCUGAUGAUGGUGGAAUCCUUAAUGAUACAUGCUGAUGAUGGUGGAAUCAUAAAUUAUACAUGCAUUUGAAGUGCUUAUGUCAGAUGGUGGAAGUACUGCCUCUCCUCUGAAAAGCCCAAAGGCUAAUACAUGGAGUGAUAUGAUGACCUGUCAUCACUGUCUUGUUUUUCAGAUGCGUGGGGGCAAGCUGAUGAUCUCCCACACCAGGAAGAGUGAUGCUGGCAUGUAUGUGUGUGUGGGCACCAACAUGGUGGGAGAGAGGGACAGUGAUCCUGCUGAGUUGGUGGUGUAUGGUGAGUCUGUCACACCAGUGUGUGUGUAUGCGCGCAUUACACUGUCUUUGUGUGUGUAAGUCUGGGUCUCUCUAUGCAGAGCGUCCUGUGCUGAUGCGGAGGCCGGUGAACCAGGUGGUGAUGGAGGAAGAGACCGUUGAUUUCCUGUGUGAGGUACACGGAGACCCCGCCCCUACGGUACGCUGGCGCCGAGAGGAGGGGGAGCUCCCCCGUGGGAGGUGAGGACACAUUGACGGACAGGUCCACUCACUAAUAGAAAAAUAAACGGAUUGAUUGACAUCUGAAGAGAUGGACAAAACACUCAGUGAUGCAUUGAUUGAUGGAGUGCUGGAGGUACAGACUGACAGAAUGAAGGAAGCCCAUUCACCAGGGAUGCACAGGCAUGAGCACAGAUAGGGCUUGAGAGGUGCGGUCACUGCUCGAGUGUGUGUAGCUAGCUAACUACAGUGAGGGGAAAAAAGUAUUUGAUCCCCUGCUAAUUUUGUAUGUUUGCCCACUGACAAAGACAUGAUCAGUCUAUAAUUUGAAUGGUAGGUUUAUUUGAACAGUGAGAGACAGAAUAGCAACAAAGAAAUCCAGAAAAACGCAUGUCAAAAAUGUUAUAAAUUGAUUUGCAUUUUAAUGAGGGAAAUAAGUAUUUGACCCUCUGCAAAACAUGACUUAACACUUGGUGGCAAAACCCUUGUUGGCAAUCACAGCGGUCAGACGUUUCUUGUAGUUGGCCACCAGGUUUGCACACAUCUCAGGUGGGAUUUUGUCCCACUCCUCUUUGCAGAUCUUCUCCAAGUCAUUAAGGUUUUGAGGCUGACGUUUGGCAACUCGAACCUUCAGCUCCCUCCACAGAUUUUCUAUGGGAUUAAGGUCUGGAGACUGGCUAGGCCACUCCAGGACCUUAAUGUGCUUCUUCUUGAGCCACUCCUUUGUUGCCUUGGCCGUGUGUUUUGGGUCAUUGUCAUGCUGGAAUACCCAUCCACGACCCAUUUUCAGUGCCCUGGCUGAGGGAAGGAUGUUCUCACCCAAGAUUUAACAGUGAAGUUGUCCUGUCCCCUUAGCAGAAAAACACCCCCAAAGCAUAAUGUUUCCACCUCCAUGUUUGACGGUGGGGAUGGUGUUCUUGGGGUCAUAGGCAGCAUUCCUCCUCCUCCAAACACGGCGAGUUGAGUUGAUGCCAAAGAGCUCGAUUUUGGUCUCAUCUGACCACAACACUUUCACCCAGUUCUCCUCUGAAUCAUUCAGAUGCUCAUUGGCAAACUUCAGACGAGCAUGUAUAUGUGCUUUCUUGAGCAGGGGGACCUUGCGGGCGCUGCAGGAUUUCAGUCCUUCACGGCGUAGUGUGUUACCGAUUUUAUUUCUUGUUGACUAUGGUCCCAGCUGCCUUGAGAUCAUUGACAAGAUCCUCCCGUGUAGUUCUGGGCUGAUUCCUCACCGUUCUCAUGAUCAUUGCAACUCCACGAGGUGAGAUCUUGCAUGGAGCCCCAGGCCGAGGGAGAUUGACAGUUAUUUUGUGUUUCUUCCAUUUGCGAAUAAUUGCACCAACUGUUGUCACCUUCUCACCAAGCUGCUUGGCGAUGGUCUUGUAGCCCAUUCCAGCCUUGUGUAGGUCUACAAUCUUGUCCCUGACAUCCUUGGAGAGCUCUUUGGUCUUGGCCAUGGUGGAGAGUUUGGAAUCUGAUUGAUUGAUUGCUUCUGUGGACAGGUGCCAUUUAUACAGGUAACAAGCUGAGAUUAGGAGCACUCCCUUUAAGAGUGUGCUCCUAAUCUCAGCUUGUUACCUGUAUAAAAAGACACCUGGGAGCCAGAAAUCUUUCUGCUUGAGAGGGGGUCAAAUACUUAUUUCCCUCAUUUAAAAUGCAAAUCAAUUUAUAACAUUUUUGACAUGCGUUUUUCUGGAUUUCUUUUGUUGUUAUUCUGUCUCUCACUGUUAAAAUAAACCUACCAUUAAAAUUAUAGACUGAUAAUUUCUUUGUCAGUGGGCAAAUGUACAAAAUCAGCAGGGGAUCAAAUACUUUUUUCCCUCACUGUUGUUUAAAUUUCAACAUUACUACCACAGCAGCAUAACAUUUUAUUAACACUUGAUUUAGCCUACAUUAUCAAUAAUAUUGGGUCUGGUUGGCUGAUACACGCAGCAGAGAGAGGCAAAAAGAUGUAGAGAGGAGCGGCUGCAUCAACGACCCUCCGACCCAACUCCACCCGUUCUUCAGUCGGUAGUUGCACAUGUGUCAGAGCAGCAGCAACACAGGUAGUCUAGACUCUAACUAACCACCAUAUACUAAAAUAUCCACACAAGCCACUAGCCAGCCAGCCAUAUGAGUUAGAAGAUUAGGAAUAUUAUAUUAUGAAGUUAUUCUUAUUUGAUAUGAGCGUUGAAGAUAAAUCAUAAUCAGUAAAAUAAAUCGCUCUAGCUAACUAGCAGAUUUACAUCAAUCAUCAACGUCAAUGAUCAGUUGAUAGCCCACCCUCUUUUUCGAUGUCAAUCAUGUGUUUAGAAGGCACCGUAACUAGCUUGCUUACAAUUUGUGAUGAGAAGUGUGUUGUUGCAGAAAUAAAUAGGGCUAUGCUAUUUUUUUAAAUAUAUUUUGUAUUACUUUUUUUCUCCCCAAUUUCGUGAUAUCCAAUUGGUAGUUACUCUUGUCCCAUUGCUGCAACUCCCCACGGACUCGGGAGAGGCAAUGCUCCAGAGCCAUGCGUCCUCCGAAACACGACCGUGCCAAGCCGCACUGCUUCUUGACACUGCUCGCUUAACCCGAAAGCCAGCCACACCAAUGUGUCGGAGGAAACACCGUCCAGCUGGCGACCGAAGUCAGCUUGCAGGUGCCCGGCCCGCCACAAGGAGUCGCUAGAGCGUGAUGGGACAAAGAAAUCCCGGCCGGCCAAACCCUCCCCUAAUCCUGGGGAUGCAUAUGGGAUUAAAGUAUGUGACAUAUUGAUUGAUGGCGUGCUGGAGGUACAGACAGACUGACAGAAUUAGGGAAGCCCAUUCAGCAGGGAUACAUAUGGGAUUAAAGUAUGUGACCUAGAAAGCCCAGCUACAGUAAUUACUCAUUUAUUUAUGCCUUCCCUUCCCUCAGCCAAUACAAAUUCAUGAAUGGAAGGCCAGUGAGGAUUCAUUAGUUAACAUGUACCUCCUGUGACUCUGCAACUUCACUAUACAGUUGGAAGAUCAUCCGGGUGCACAAAAUAUACAUAUUUAUAUUAUUAUGAUUACACUGUAACUAUGGGGAGGGGGGGGGUAAGAAAAAAAAAAAAAAAGUAUUACUCUAAGAUGGUCUCAUGGUGACGGCGGUGACUCACUCUGCCCAUUCUGAUUGGCUGUUUGACUCUAACACGGUUGACUUGUGCAUCUCUCUCUGCAGAUGUAUUAAGUUAUAGGGUUGACUCUAAUUCUUUAUUCAGAUUACUUCAUACAGUUACAUUUUGAUGGGUCAGAGGGUCAGGUACAUUCAAGGUCACUUUUACAUAGUUCAAAGGCAGUGCUUCUCACACCUUGACCGUAUCCAAAAUCUGUCUUGCCUACUACUUACUAAAACUACAUACUGUGUACUAAUCGUACUAUAUACUAUUUAGAACAUACUGUUUAGUAAAAACAAAUGCAGUAAGCAACAAAUAUCAACAUACUGGGUUCAUCCUACUGAGAAUGUGUCAUCUAAUGCACAAUUCCGUUGAUUCCUGCCAUUCGUUCAUUUGGGUACAGCGCGUCCCCUUAUCUCAUUAUCAGCUGAUUAUCACACGUGAGUCUGGAAUGACGAUUCUCUUCUUCAAAAGUGUGCAUUGAAUUCUACUAGAUGAAAACCCGAAAUGAUUAUAACAUCCUGGCAUUUAAAGCUUACUCGAUUCUUGAAAUGUCACAUACUAUAAAACUUUAUAUUUUCGCAUAACUAAAAUGCCUACUAUUUAGAACGCAAGUAUGGGUAUUCCGACACAACCAUGGUCUUUCCGUCUCUAUGGUUUGCUUUAUGAAAAUACUUUUGACUCUCUGUGUGUCUGUUCCAGGUUUGAGAUCCGCAGUGACAACAGCCUGCGUCUGACCAGGGUGAGAGGGGAGGACGAGGGAACUUACACCUGUAUGUCUGAGAACAGUGUGGGCAAGACAGAGGCUUCAGCCAUGCUACAGGUCCAUGGUAAGAAACAAAUAUUCUCUCUCUCACUCACUCGCUCGCACACACUCACACCCACUGAUAUGCGUUCUCACCCGCAAAGGCACACUCAUGCAUUCAGUACAGUACGGUCACACACUGUUAUGUCCACUUAAUUUGACAGUGGUCAUUUAGAGUUGUCAGAGCUCUGCCCAUCCAUCCGUGUAUGUUGGAAUAUGUGUUGGCAUAUCAAUGCAUUUGUGCUGGGCUCUCUUCAACUCCACUGACAGAAGAUUAUGCUAAACCGUAUGGAUUACUCCCUCUGACAGCUGUUUGGGAGAUGGUGCGCUUUAACACACUGCCAGAGAGCAGGACCACUAUUAAUAAGACGUGUAUGUGUAUGUGUGUGUGUGUUGGCUGAGUGGGCAGUGGGGUUGACUUCAUCCUCCAUUGCUUUUGUCAGUCCUGAUAAAAUCUAAACCCUCUUCAAACAAUGCAUUCCCUUCAUUCUGUUCCAUGUUUCAUUGACUAUGUAGGAGAUGUCAUGUUUUCAUUUUUUACAUUUUACUGUAGUCAGCCAUCUCAUUCCGUUUCAUUUUAUUUCCCCCCACACCAUUCUGACUUUGUUUGUAGAUUUUCUUUCAAAUUAAUUUCACCUAAUGGUUUAAAAGAGCCUGUAACAUGACUUACUGCAUGGUCGUGUCUCUAGUCUAGUGGUCUGUUGAAGCACUCAGGCAGUGCAGUAAGUAAGCCUGUACUCUGACACAGUGACUUAAUGUACACCAGAUUAAGGAUUGGUAUCAAACACACACAUCUGCUGUUUUUACUCUCAUUAAAGAAGUGUGUUGAUAUUUGAGGACACAAAGUUCAGACAUUCACUGACAUACUGUUCUUUGUUUGUUACCAUAGAAAUCCAUGAUUGAUGAAUGCGACAUUUUUCCAAUGGAAAAUACCACUAUUCAUUUGAUGUUUGUUUUUUUACCCCCCCCCCCCAAAAAAAAUAAUAUCUAAAUGUCUGAAGGUAACAGAACUGCUAAUACAUGUUCACUCUGAUCAUGACUCUAUUUGAAUUGAACAUAAACCACAUUAAUGUUUAUUAACAUGGUUUCUCUGCACGGUUCCCUGUCAUAGUUACAUCCCCCCUGCUGGCUGGUUAGUGAUGUUAGUGUAGUGAAGUCAGUCGCUCUCUGUGGCUGUGUGUGCGUGCGCCAUCUCUGAUGUGGGAAGAUCUGCUGUGUUCUCCCUCAGAGGGAAAAUCAAGACACGACACAGAUGACUCAGUUCCCUUGAGGAUUUAGCCUGAUCCCGUGUGUGUGUGUGUGCGGUGUGUGUGUGUGUGUGUAUGAAGACAGGGAAGAAGCCUGCUGAGGAGAGUAAACAGCAGGAGAGCUCAGAGUCUAUGGAAGGGGAGUCAAUGCUGUCGUUGUGCAGUCAAAGUCUAUAGGAAGAUAGGAUGUGGUGGGAUCAGAAGCAAGCUGUGGCCACAACACACAACCUGACUGCCAGUUCAUUUCCACUGAUAUCACUCCAAAGUAAACCCACAAAUACCGUCACAAUAGUUUAAGAUUGGAAUUAGAUGAUGGCCUGUGUCAGUAUAAAAGAUAGGCAUCAAUGUCUUCACUCGAUAAUGUGAAAAUGAGAGGGCAGAUUAAUCAGAAAGGGAAACCAUAUAUCAACUGGCUGAGGGUGACAGCAGUCAAAUCAUGGAGUAAAAAGGGUAGUUCUAUAUGCUAAAUGUUUAAUCAAUACUGUUCUGGCAUUACUUAGUAAGUAUCGAUUAUGCAGAAAAAUUGUCAAUUUAAAUGCUAAAACUUAACACCUAAAAUCUGAAUCUCCUAACCGAGUGUCUCUGCUGUCCUCUCCAGUGCCUCCACAGAUCACCAUUAAACCCCAGGACCAGAUCUCUGCUCAGGGGCGCAGCGUCACCUUCCGCUGUGGCACCCGAGGAAACCCCUCACCCGCCAUCUUCUGGAAGAAAGAAGGAAGCCAGGUAAGAAUGUCACUUCCUGACAAACAGGAAGAGAGCGGUCAAUAAAGACUACUUCAAAAAAAAAGAAAGAAAAAAGACUAAUACCUUGUAAAGAGGUUAAAAUAAUUUAAACAAAAUUCCAACUAUGUAGACACUACAACAUGUGUUGUCAGAUAAAUGGCUAUUUAAACUGAUCAACAAAGUAAUGAUGUUAUGUCACAUUUAAGUAGGAUUUUGAUGUGUUUUAGCCUUAUUUGUACUCAACAGGCCGUUAUUUUGAUCAGCAGCAGACAUAGUUUUCUCACCAUGUUUGUUUGGUGGUGACUCAUUUGAUUUCUCUCAGCUUGAAACAAGCCGGGGAAUCGUUAGAUUAAACAACGCUUUUCCCACAUUUUUCUCGAUUGCCGUGCUCUUGAAGAGACAUUGGCCAAGGUGAAAUGAGGGAGGGAGCUCGUUUGCAUUUGGCUGUGAGAUGCGACGACCAAUAGGUGUUGGAAGGAAUCACGGGAAAUGCGUUGGCGAGGAAGUCGCUGUUACCUGCAGACAGAUGAAGAGAGGGGGAGGAAGGGUAGAUGAGCUACAUCAGGUGGGAGAGGAGCUGCCUCCCCGGGAAAUAGGUACAGAAACACAAUGUUUAACGCCUUCUAUCAUUAUAACUUACUAUAAAUACCUUCUGAUAACAGCGGGGGAACAAUCAAGAUCACUUAGUCUAGAUGGUUCUAGUAGAGGAGUUAACCCUCAGGUCCGCCAGGCAGGGGGAAGUUGGCCUGAGGCUUUCCGAAUAAGUUUAAAUUUGUUCCAGUCUGUGAUAGUUGUGGUGCCUGGUCCCCUGUUUGGGAAGCGGUUUGCUGUACUUUUGGGAUUAUCUUGUGGCCUUAUAACCCUGGUCCUCCUCUCACUCAGUCUAAGCCUCUUAGAGGAAUGAAAUGGAUGGAUGGAUGGGGAGAUAGAUGGAAGGAUGUCCCUUUCCCCUAUUCAUGCCCAUCUCCCCCUCUCAUCACUCUGGCCAUGUGUUAAGCAUCUGUCAGCUCACAUCAAGCCAACAGACCAAAACAAAAGUCCCAAGAUCUCCUGCUAUUCUGUAUUGUGUUGGAAAAGUGAUGGCCAUAUAAUGCAUGCAUACACAAUCUCUCAUCACUAGCUAAGAUGCAAGUUUUUCUUUCUCUCUGUGUGUGCGUGCGUGUGUUUGUUUGUGUGUAGAUGCUGCUGUUUCCUGGCCAGCCCCUAUCCCAGUCCGGCCGCUACUCUGUGUCCAUGAGUGGUGAACUGUCCAUCACAGACGUGCACCUAGAGGAUUCUGGGUAUUAUAUCUGCCAGGCCAUCAGUGUAGCAGGAAGUGUCCUGACCAAAGCCCUGCUGGAGGUGGAAGGGGGUGAGUUUGAGGGAUGGAGGGGGUAACUUUGGGAUGAGGAAGGAAUAUGGUACUCUGGAGAAGAGAGCCCAGCAAAAAUACAUUGACAUUACAACACACACAUAUGGAUGGGCAGAUAGGCUCUGACAGCUCUACCAUAACCACUGUCAAAUAAAGUGGACAUUAGUGUGUGUGACAGGACCCACUGACAUAAUAUCCUGUCUGUUCUUCCCUCUCACCCAUAGGUCCUUCAGACCGUGUUCCUCCAAUCAUCCGCCAAGGCCCAGCCAAUCAGACGUUGGCUCUGGGGUCCAUUGCCCAGUUGCAGUGUCAUGCGAUUGGUGGACCCUCACUAAGGAUUGUGUGGGAAAAGGACGGGGAGCGGAUUGUGGGGGACAACCCUCGCAUGACCCUGAUGGAGAACGGGACGCUGCAGAUCACUAACGUUGAGGUACGUGUAUGAUGUCAUGGAAUAAAAAUAUGGCUGUGAUCUGAUUUUGUCUUUUGAUCCUCAUGAAUAAAUUAGUAUCGCGCAGCUGUACAGAAAUGCCUGCCAUCCAUCAUCGUUACAUUUUUACUUUCUCCAAAGCCAGAGGGUAACCAACAAACGUUUUUAUGUUCUCCUCCAUUAUAAAAAUGAAGGUGAAACUGAAUUUCAAACUGACCUCUCCGGCGCGAUUACGUGCCUAUGCAGUGUGUAAUUGUAAUGUUAAUGAAGGCGCUUGUUUGCAAAUGUAAAUGUGUUCUGCUUUGAUGAAAGAGCAGUCAGUGGCCCUUUUUUGUGCUGUGGCCUCACCUGGAGGUGAGCGUGCGGAGUGGGGAGAGCAGCAUAGUUUGUGCUGAUUGACUGUGGUCACGCAUGAUUAACGAUUUCAUAGCCUUUAAUUACAUCUCUGGCACAACUCGCUCUCUCUUGCGCUCUCGCUCUGUCUCUCUGUCUCUCUGUGUCUCUGUCUCAGCAGUGGUGCUCAGCAAACUUGGAGCAUUAACACAAGGUCCAAUGCAUCAUUGAGGCAGGGGAAAUCUGCCAUGUCACUGCGCUCAAUGGAACAGAAGAGAUGCAUUAGCUUGGCAUGGAGAGAGAGGGAGGGAGGGAGAGGAAUGGAGAGGAUGAGAUGUAGAGGGAGAAAGAGGGGCUACAAAUAUUUAGCCUUGGGAUCCUAGUCUUCAAUAUUUCAGCAGUGGUUCAACUCACACAGUUCAUCUGUCCACAUACUACCAGUCCACCAACCAGAGGUCAAUGCUGUGGUGAAUGAUCUAACAUGAAUUGAUGUUGGUUACAGUAGACUGGCACUCCGCCAGCCCAGUGUUAGUAACACCAUUAGACCAGUGAAGCGUGUGGACAUGUAUACAGUACUGUGGAAAAGGAGAGCAGGUAGACUAGGGGUGUCCAACUCUCCCUGGAAUGAGUUUGACACCUGUGAGGUAGACCAUGCAUAUGGGGAGAUGAAUCCCAUUUAGACUCCUACUGCUACUGUGGCUGAGUGAUGUCUGCUUUGUGGCAAAGUGGCAUUUCGUAAAAGCUUUUAACUUUAAACUCUAAAAGUGAGUCUCAGGACGGCGGCAAAGCAAUGAACAAAGCAAUUAAUAAGUAAAAAGAGGAGAUCCGCUGCUCCACUCGGAUGAGCAAACACAGAAAGGAUCUAAAGCACUGUGGUUCCAAUGUUUUGGGUCCCCUCUCCUCGUGAAAGGGAGCUCAAAUGCGCCUCUCUGUUGCUAGGAUACGGAUUCGGGAAUGUACACGUGUGUGGUGUUGAGCGCCACGGGCGAGUCGAGCUGGAGCGGGACACUCACCAUGAGAGGUAAACAUAUACACACUCCUCUCAGCGCCUCACAAAACCAAACAAACACCAUUGGUUUCAAAAGAUACAUUACACCUUAUGGAAACCUACUUUCCUGCUUUAGCUACAGGAUUCAUCACUACUGUGUGUGGAAAUCAAUAGACUUGAAAAAUAAACAGUCAAACUCAUACUAUAUCCCAGUACACCAAGUUACCAUUAUCACAUACCACCACUGUGUCUCAUGUUAUCUCAUGCCGUAUCCCUGUUUGCGUCCCAGAGGACGGAGCCCCUGGGUCAUCAGUUCCCAGGGUGUCAGAGUCCAUCCAGCUGCCAGGGCCGCCCCAGAAGCCUGUGGUGACAGAUGUGACCAGGAACACAGUCACCCUCACCUGGCAGUCCAACCCCCACGAGGGUGGAGCCGCUGUCACCGCAUACAUCAUCGAGGCCUUCAGGUAAUGUAUACAAGGACUGGGUACCAGAGCCAUAUAUUUAGAAACUGCAUUUUCCAACCUAUCUUAAUAAAUGGCUUUGCAGGGUACCAUAUAACUAGAGGAUUUAUAUUUCAAUGCUAGGUACUGGGGUCUUUCUAGGUCUGUUGCUAUAUCAGUUGUGUCCUUGAUUUGUAUUCACAUACAGAGAUUUUCAAUUUGGUUUAACUAAGCCAUUCAUACAUGUGCUACAGUGGCAGGAAAUAACGGCGUGAAGGGAAACCGAGCCAUGGCAGAUUCAAUAAAACCAUGAAGCAUUCUGGAGCAGAGAGUCAUAGAAUCAGUUGUAUGAAGAAAAAAAGCUGCAUUUUCCCUGUGGUCCUGGACGGUACUGACCUGGGGCUAUGGAAGGAGAGACUAGCCAGAGAGCUCUCAUCACAGAGGCAGAGAGGGCAGAGGCUCUGGGCAGGCAGAGCCAAACACACAGACAGGCCAACAGGCUGCCUGCUGAUUGGCACUGAGACUGACAGCACAGUUUGAGACGAGACAUUCCCAUGGGUAGCUGUUAGCUACUUUCCUCAAACUUCAUCUAACAGAGCAAAGUCUUUAAAUAGAGCUAGCUGGAUGGGGAUGUCUCCUAUUGCUCCUCCGCUCACCCUCCUAGGGCUGGGGAACAGGGCUGAAUGGAAGAGAAGGGGAUGCUUGAAGGGGGUUGGAUGCUUGAAGGGGGUUGGAGGACAGCAGCGUGCAGAUUGUCACUCAGGUCUUAUCUGACACCUAGUUAAGGAGCAGGUCAGAGUUCUAGCGCUGCUUCCUUAAGGUGUCCGCAUGCUUUCCAGACGAAACAGUUCGGAAGAAUUUGUGCAUACAGUGGUGGUCAAAAGUUUUGAGAAUGACACAAGUAUUGGUCUUCACAAAGUUCGCUGCUUCAGUGUUAUGAGAUAUUUUAGUCAGAUGUUACUAUGGUAUACUGAAGUAUAAUUACAAGCAUUCCAUAACUGUCAAAGGCUUUUAUUGACAAUUACAUUAAGUUUAUGCAAAGAGUCAAUAUUUUAUGCAAAGAGACAACUUUUUCAAGACCUCUGCAAUCCGCCCUGGCAUGCUGUCAAUUAACUUCUGGGCCACAUCCUGACUGAUGGCAGCCCAUACUUGAAUAAUCAAUUCUUGGAGUUUGUCAGAAUUUGUGGGUUUUUGUUUGUCCACCCGCCUCUUGAGGAUCGACCAUCAAUUCUCAAUGGGAUUAAGGUCUGGGGAGUUUCCUGGCCAUGGACCCAUCAUUUCGAUGUUUUGUUCCCCGAGCCACUUAGUUAUCACUUUUGCCUUAUUUCUUAUUUUAUUUUACCUUUAUUUAACUAGGCAAGUCAGUUAACAACAAAUUCUUAUUUACAAUGACGGCCUACACCGGCCAAACCCGGACGAUGCUGGGCCAAUUGUGCACCACCCUAUGGGACUGCCAAUCACGGCCGGUUGUGAUACAGCCUGGAAUCGAACCAGGGGGUCUGUAGUGACACCUCAAGCACUGAGAUGCAGUGCCUUAGACCGCUGCACCACUCGAGAGCAAGGUGCUUCAUCAUGCUGGAAAAGGCAUUGGUCAUCACCAAACUGUUCUUGGAUGGUUGGGAGAAGUUGCUCUCGGAGGAUGUGUUGGUACCAUUCUUUAUUCAUGGCUGUGUUCUUAGGCAAAAUUGUGAGUGAGCCCACUCCCUUGGCUGAGAAGCAACCCCACACAUGAAUGGUCUCAGGAUGCUUUACUGUUGGCAUGACACAGGACUGAUGGUAGCGCUCACCUUGUCUUCUCCGGACAAGGUGUUUUCCGGAUGCCCCAAACAAUCGGAAAGGGCAUUCAUCAGAGAAAAGGACUUUACCCCAGUCCUCAGCAGUCCAAUCCCUGUACCUUUUGCAGAAUAUCAGUCUGUCCCUGAUGUUUUUCCUGGAGAGAAGUGGCUUCUUUGCUGCCCUUCUUGACACCAGGCCAUCCUCCAAAAGUAUUUGCCUCACUGUGCGUGCAGAUGCACUCACACCUGCCUGCUGCCAUUCCUGAGCAAGCUCUGCACUGGUGGUGCCCCGAUCCCGCAGCUGAAUCAACUUUAGGAGACGGUCCUUGCACUUGCUGGACUUUCUUGGGCGCCCUGACGCCUUCUUCACAACAAUUGAACCUUUCUCCUUGAAGUUCUUGAUGAUCCGAUAAAUGGUUAAUUUAGGUGCAAUUUUACUAGCAGCAAUAUCCUUGCCUGUGAAGCCCUUUUUGUGCAAAGCAAUGAUGACGGCACGUGUUUCCUUGCAGGUAACCAGGUUAACAGAGGAAGAACAAUGAUUUCAAGCACCACCCUCCUUUUUAAGCUUCCAGUCUGUUAUUCUAACUCAAUCAGAAUGACAGAGUGAUCUCCAGCCUUGUCCUCGUCAACACUCGCACCUGUGUUAACGAGAGAAUCACUGACAUGAUGGCAGCUGGUCCUUUUGUGGCAGGGCUGAAAUGCAGUGGAAAUUUUUUGGGGGGGAUUAAGUUAAUUUUCAUGGCAAAGAGGGACUUUGCAAUUAAUUGCAAUUCAUCUGAUCACUCUUCAUGACAUUCUGGAGUAUAUGCAAAUUGCCAUCAUCAAAACUGAGGCAGCAGACUUUGUGAAAAUUAGUAUUUGUGUCAUUCUCAAAACUUUUGACCACGACUGUAUAUUAUGACAACAUUUUGUAAAGUUUUUGUUUGUUUUGGACUUUUUUUUGGCUGUUCGGGCACACACAUUUUUUUUCUUGAGGCAAGCCGAAGUUCGGAGCCGACAUUUACGCCCCUUCAUCAGUGAUUGGUCAACAGUAGGGAUUCUUCAAUGAAGUGUUUGUUGUCAUUCAACCAGAGACGACUCGUUUUCAUGCACAUUUUGUCAUUGAGAAAUACUGCACCAAACAUCUUAGUUAGAGGUAAAAUUGCGCAACUAAGAUAUCCUCUGCAGAAUCGUCAAAAUUAAUGACAGAUUUCUGGAGUUAUCUUAGAUUCAUUCUGACUAUUUUGAGGAAGUGUAUACUGGCUACGGCGUCUCAAAAUGGACAAACAGUACUAUUGCCGCUUUUUUCUUGUUUUUCAAGUGAAGGUAUUUUAAGGGAGUAUGCGAGCACACUCGUUUGGUUUGGCUAGCCGAGUACGGCUAGGCGCCAGCCGAACUGAAGCAUGCUGACGCAUUUAGACUGGUCUCUUUUAUCACUCACUGGGUAAUUGACUGGACAAACCAUACCAUAGGCUAGGUAAUAUGUACUAUAGGUCCUCACUGGACUGAGAUAAUGGCAUUCAUUUACCCAGCAUUCAUCUAUGCUAGAGGACCCAAAUUGUCAAACCACACUCAUUGUUGUGUUAUUUCUCAUAUCAGGAGAAGGACAAGGCCAGACAAUCCUCCCACAAUUCAACCUGUAAUUGAUUAACGUUCUUUUCCAGCCAAUCCGUUGGCAGUGUGUGGCAGACGGUAGCUGACCACGUGAAACAGGAGAAGCACACGGUCAUCGGCCUGUACCCAAACACUGUCUACCUGUUCAUCGUCCGAGCGGUCAACUCCUACGGUCUGAGUGACCCCAGCCCAAUCUCUGAACCCAUCAGGACACAGGGUCAGUAUGGACACAGAACAGCAUAUAAUAUGUGUAUACUCACUUAAUCACUUGAACUGUUUCGUAGUAAAGUGUUCUGUGAUGUUAGGCUGUUCUGAGUGCAGUGUGGUAUGACGUCAGGCUGUUCUCAGCGCAGGGUGGUAUGUCAGGCUGUUCUGAGUGCAGUUCUCUCUGUGUUGUCGUAGAUGGGAGUCCUACAGAGCAGGGGAUGGACCGCAGACAGGUGCAGAGAGAACUAGGGGAGGUGUCUCUCUACCUGCAGAAGCCUGUGGUCAUAUCACCCACCAGUGCCCAGGUCUCCUGGACUGUGAGUAAAACAGAGUGUUAUAACCUGUAGAAACAAUACGCUACUUUAUACUGUGCUUCAUACUUUAUAAUAUCUCAGGAAAUAGAUCAUAAACCACCUCUGUCCCGCCCCCUGUGUUCUGUCAUUGGUCAGGUGGCGCGUCAGUCUCAGUACGUGCAGGGAUACAGGCUGCUGUACCGCUCCACUGGCAGCGCCUGGAUGGUCCAGGAUGUGAAAGGGGGGCCUGAGCUCAGCACUGUCCUAUCAGACCUGCGCACGGACACAGAGUACGAGGUGAAGGUCCGCCCCUACUUCAACGAGCUGCAGGGACUGGACAGCCCCCUGGUGCAGCUACGCACCCCUGAGGAGGGUAAGGCACGCAGCGGGAUGCAGGAGGGUCCCUCUCUGUGAAGUCCGUAGGCAUAGUUCACUACAUCUUUAUUGUCGCUGCAAGGGCCGUAACAAUCAAUUUUCCUCCGACUUUCCUUAGAAUUUAGUAAAGAUUUUUUUGCUUCUAAAAUUACUAAUCAAUGCUGUGAUAUGCUACUGUAGGACUCCACAGGACAUGCGUAUAGGAAAAUCUAUUUUAUUGACCAAAGUCUCUUUUUAAUCGUCUGGGUCUCGCUAACUAACAGUUGUCCAUGUUCACAUCCUUCCAGUGUUGAGUGCUCCCCCGCAGGCUGUGUCAGUGGUCCAGCUCAGCAACAGCUCCAGCAUCAGUGUCUCCUGGGAGCCUCCCCCCGCUGACGUUCAGAGUGGUACAGUCUUGGAGUACAAGGUGAGAUUACAGAGUGGAGACUGUUGAAGCUGUACCUGGCUAGAGGAAAGUGCUACUCUAGACUACUCUGUCUGAUGUUAAUUUAGUGAAAAGUGGGCAGUUAAUUAGUCACUACAGCUGGUCGUGCGAAAGAGAAAAUAAAUUAUUUGUUUGAAUCAUCAAUGUGCUGAUUUUAAGCAGUCGGUUUUAUCCUUGUUGCCAAAACAUGCUGUGCAGAGCAGAAAUGCUGUGCUAGUGGUUUUAAUUAAACAUUGCACAUUGCUCCCUGCUUAGUAUCAGUUAACAGCAACACUUCUGUAGAAUGCAAAAACACAAUUUAACCAUUUAGUCCUCAGAUUUAAAUCACUUUUCCUCAUCUUGUCGAUUGGAUCUCCUCUUGGUUUAGCUUUGCAGUUGACAAAAAAACCACUUAUUUUCUCAGACUUUUCUGGAAAGGCAUUUUAAAGCCUAUCGUAUCCCCAUGUCUUGCUGGCUGACAACAACAAAAUAUCUCCACUUCUGGUUCAGUUGUCCCAUCCUCUUGGCAACAUGAUCGACUUGAUGCUUCUAGUGUUAUUAAAUGUUGUAGGUCGUUUCUGUUCCUCCAGAGUUUCUGUCCCUUUCUGUCCCUCCAGAGUUUCUGUCCCUUUCUGUCCCUCCAGAGUUUCUGUCCCUCCAGAGUUUCUGUCCCUCCAGAGUUUCUGUCCCUCCACCACACAGUAUCAAGCUUGUUUCUCUGUCUGCCAGGUCUGGUGCCUGGGGAGUGACUCUGAGAUGAAGACAGAGAGCCAUAUCAACAGGACAGUGGAUAGAGCAGUGUUGUCCAUCCUACUGACUGGGCUGCUACCAGACCUCCAGUACAGUGUGAUGGUGGCUGCAGUCACCAUCUUGGGAGUGGGUCAACACAGCCCACCUAUAGACCUGGUCCUCAGUGAGUCAGCUUUACCACUAGAAGAGACCCUUCCUUAGAUGCAACAUUAAUAGCCUGUCAACCUGGUCCUCAGUCAGUAUGGUAGAUUACUAAAGACUAAAGACGAGGCUUGAGGAAUACUGCAUUUCAACAAUUCUUGCUAGAAAGCCAAUGGGGUUAGUUAGUUGUCUGUUUAUUCAGGAAGCCAUAUUGGAAAUGAAUUUGCCAGACUGAUAAACUGGACUCUCUAUCAUUCAGCCCUGUCACUGGACAUGCCUUCAGACCCUCUGCAGAAAGACAGCAGCCUCAGUCUAUCAGAGCAGAUCACUGGAGUGGUCAGCCAACCAGCAUUCAUCGCUGGGUUGGGCGUGGCCUCGUGGCUGGUGCUCAUGGGCUUCAGUGGUUGGCUGUACUGUCGCCACCGCAGGAGGAAGGAGCUGGGACACUACACCACCUCAUUUGCCUACACACCUGCAGGUAUACUGUAACAUCCUUAACCUCAACCCCAACCUAUUCACAUAGCAUACACACAAAUCCAUUAAUAUUACAAUACUAAUCUGUUCCAAUCCUGCCACCAUCACGUUUGCCAAAUCUGGGUAUCUGAGUGUCUUCAAAUGUGACUUGUUGUAAUCUGUGGGUUAAAAAUCCUAGUGUUGAUGUGAUCUAUGCCUUUUAGUGUAUCUAGCUCAGCAGCAUAGCCUUAAUGAAAUGACAAAAAUAAACUGGCAGGCCUGAAUCCCAAGUGGGACACACUGUUUUGGGCCCUUGAGACACAGGAGGUUAGAGGCACCUUAAUUGGGGAGAAUGGGCUCGUGGUAAUAGCUGGAGCGGAAUCAGUGGAAUGGUUGCCAUGUGUUUGAUGCCAUUCCAAGAGUUCGUUCCAGCCAUUAUUAUGAGCCGUCCUCCCAUCAGCAGCCUCCACUGCCUUGAGUAAGAAAGAUUUUUAAUUGCAGCCAUUGCUUUUGUUGUUUUUCGUGCAGUUGGAUUCGCUCACAGUGAAGGAUCUGGUCUCAGCAACGGAAGGUAGAGAUCUUGAUUUUUAUUCAGAGAAAUCAAUGUAAACAUGAGUGGACUCUUUUUAUUACAAACUUACAGUAAUAUCUGACCUUUAGUUCUCUCCAUCUGCCUACAGUAGACCAGGGAUGCUGGGCUCCAACAUGGGGAACUACCCCUGGCUAGCAGACUCCUGGCCAGCCCCUGGCCUUGCCCACAAUGGAAAAGACUCAGUCAACUGUUGCUCUGGCAAACUGGACUCUACAGACAGAUACUACAAUGGUGAGAGCCCACAGUCAUGUCUUGCAACUUGGGAUGGGAUAAAAUGCAGUCGUUUGAACAGAAGCAAAAUUAAUAGUAAUAAGCCGCCAAUGCUGCUCAAAUGAUGGAACCUAUUUGAACUUUUGUGAUUGACCAGGAAAUUGCAGAGGGAAGAUCAAGUGGUUCAUUCAAGGAAAUGGGUUCCACUUUACAUUUUUUAUAGACUUUCUAUUUCUGUCCCGCAGUUGGCAUCUCCAAUUACCUGAGCCAGUCUGAGAAGUACAGCUCAGUGUCCACCGACAGUCCCAUCUACAGCACCAUCUGUACAGCUGCUGCUGAGGACCUGCAGGGUCUAGCCUACUACAGCACAUACUCCAACACCCCCUGCAGCCAGGGCUCCAACACCCCCUGCAGCCAGGGCUCCAACACCCCCUGCAGCCAGGGCUCCAACACCCCCUACACCCAGGGCUCCAACACCCCCUACACCCAGGGCUCCAACACCCCCUACACCCAGGGCUCCAACACCCCCUACACACAGGGCUCCAACACCCCCUACACACAGGGCCCUGACCCCAACGCCAUUACCCCCGUCCUCUCCAACUCGGGCCUCUUCGGUCUGGAGCAGGACCUGGACCAGUGGACCAUCCAGUCUGGACAGUCUGUAGAGUACGCCAAGCUGCAGUACGCCAGGACAAGCAAUGGUACAGGCAGCUAUUACACUUCUCAUGUACUGUAGUUAAGGGCUCAUGGAAUGUUAGGUGGUGAGGAUAUAGCUAACUCUGUUACAUAGUUGAUGUGGGUGUUUGUAUGCUGUACAAAAACAUGUACAUAAAUAUGUUUCACAUAGCUCAUUUCUAAUGUUCUCCUCAGCUUGAUUUAAAUAAGUGUGUGGGUUGUCUGCUGUCUCUCUGUACUGUAGCCAAGCUGGUGAAGCAGAGGUCCAUGUGUCCUUCAUCCAAGCCUGCACCACUCAAAUGGGAGGACGUGCUGUCUCUACCACUGCCUGCUAAUAAAGAACGGGGUUACACCAAGAGAGACAGGGAUGAGGGGAGGAACAGGUAACACCCAGCGCUAUAUCCCCUGUAGACACCCUCCCAUGGGAUAGCUUGUUAAGUACAGAUGAGGGAACUAACAGUGUAUGGAGUGAAAUGGCAGUACAGGGAAGGAAAACUAAGAGUGCUGAAGUUGCUAUAUAUUGCACCUUUUCUCCAUAACUCAUUGUGAUUUUCCUGAUGUGUCCUUUUUAUCUAUUCUCUGAAGCCCUCAUAUGAGGGCUAUGUUUAGAUUGAAUGUAUGGCUUGCACUCUAUUUUACCUGAUAGUUUACCUGAACUACAUAGCAAGAGUUCAUGAGGUUAGGGCCUGAACCUGUCCUCCGAUUCAAACCAGAUUGUAAACUCUAGUGAUGUUUACUACGGUUAAAGUUGGAGUUAAACAUCAUUGUCUGGAGGCUCAGGAGAGACUCUUAGUGUGGCUGCAUCAGGGGAGUGUACAGUUUCCUCUAACUGAUUGUGACAGAUGAGAUUGUGGCCAUAACUGGGGGGACCUAGCUGCUCUGACUGUACAUUGUCUUUUGUAAUGACAUUAGCCACUGUCUGACAGUGUGGAUUAGCACUUUCCUGUUUCAAUAACAUGUCCUAUAUUAAAUCUGCUCUGAUGUCUUCUGACGUUGUCACGGCAACAUAAAUCAUUUGAAGUCACUCUUGUGUUUUGUAAUCCAUUGCUGCUGGUUCCUCUUUUAAAAUGUAACUCUGUCAACUACUGUUACUGUCUCUGGAUAUGGUUGUUAAUGUGCCUCAAAGAGUUUUCUUGAUGAUGAAGUGCAAGUAUUGUGUAAGAUAGACCCCAUAGAUGUACAGUGAGGGAAAAAAGUAUUUGAUCCCCUGCUGAUUUUGUACGUUUGCCCACUGACAAGACCGUGGUCCUCUGUAGCUCAGCUGGUAGAGCACGGCGCUUGUAACGCCAAGGUAGUGGGUUCGAGCCCCGGGACCACCCAUACACAAAAAAAUUAUGCACGCAUGACUGUAAGUCGCUUUGGAUAAAAGCGUCUGCUAAAUGGUAUAUUAUUAUAUUAUUAUAUUAUGAUCAGUCUAUAAUUUUAAUGGUAGGUUUAUUUGAACAGUGAGAGACAGAAUAACAACAAAGAAAUUCAGAAAAAUGCAUGUCAAAAAUGUUAUAAAUUGAUUUGCAUUUUAAUGAGGGAAAUAAGUAUUUGACCCCCUCUCAAUCAGAAAGAUUUCUGGCUCCCAGGUGUCUUUUAUACAGGUAACGAGCUGAGAUUAGGAGCACACUCUUAAAGGGAGUGCUCCUAAUCUCAGCUUGUUACCUGUAUAAAAUACACCUGUCCACAGAAGCAAUCAAUCAAUCAAUCAGAUUCCAAACUCUCCACCAUGGCCAAGACCAAAGAGCUCUCCAAGGAUGUCAGGGACAAGAUUGUAGACCUACACAAGGCUGGAAUGGGCUACAAGACCAUCGCCAAGCAGCUUGGUGAGAAGGUGACAACAGUUGGUGCGAUUAUUCGCAAAUGACAGUUAUUUUGUGUUUCUCCCAAUCUCCCUCGGCCUGGGGCUCCAUGCAAGAUGUCACCUCGUGGAGUUGCAAUGAUCAUGAGAACGGUGAGGAAUCAGCCUAGAACUACACGAGAGGAUCUUGUCAAUGAUCUCAAGGCAGCUGGGACCAUAGUCACCAAGAAAACAAUUGGUAACACACUACGCCGUGAAGGACUGAAAUCCUGCAGCGCCCGCAAGGUCCCCCUGCUCAAGAAAGCACAUAUACAGGCCCGUCUGAAGUUUGCCAAUGAACAUCUGAAUGAUUCAGAGGAGAACUGGGUGAAAGUGUUGUGGUCAGAUGAGACCAAAAUGGAGCUCUUUGGCAUCAACUCAACUCGCCGUGUUUGGAGGAGGAGGAAUGCUGCCUAUGACCCCAAGAACACCAUCCCCACCAUCAAACAUGGAGGUGGAAACAUUAUGCUUUGGGGGUGUUUUUCUGUUAAGGGGACAGGACAACUUCACCGCAUCAAAGGGACGAUGGACGGGACCAUGUACCGUCAAAUCUUGGGUGAGAACCUCCUUCCCUCAGCCAGGGCAUUGAAAAUGGGUCGUGGAUGGGUAUUCCAGCAUGACAAUGACCCAAAACACACGGCCAAGGCAACAAAGGAGUGGCUCAAGAAGAGGCACAUUAAGGUCCUGGAGUGGCCUAGCCAGUCUCCAGACCUUAAUCCCAUAGAAAAUCUGUGGAGGGAGCUGAAGGUUCGAGUUGCCAAACGUCAGCCUCGAAACCUUAAUGACUUGGAGAAGAUCUGCAAAGAGGAGUGGGACAAAAUCCUUCCUGAGAUGUGUGCAAACCUGGUGGCCAACUACAAGAAACGUCUGACCUCUGUGAUUGCCAACAAGGGUUUUGCCACCAAGUACUAAGUCAUGUUUUGCAGAGGGGUCAAAUACUUAUUUCCCUCAUUAAAAUGCAAAUCAAUUUAUAACAUUUUUUACAUGCAUUUUUCUGGAUUUUUGUUGUUGUUAUUCUGUCAGUUCAGUCCUUCACGGUGUAGUGUGUUACCAAUUGUUUUCUUGGUGACUAUGGUCCCAGCUGCCUUGAGAUCAUUGACAAGAUCCUCCCGUGUAGUUCUGGGCUGAUUCCUCACCGUUCUCAUGAUCAUUGCAACUCUACGAGGUGAGAUCUUGCAUGGAGCCCCAGGCCGAGGGAGAUUGACAGUUCUUUUGUGUUUCUUCCAUUUGCGAAUAAUCGCACCAACUGUUGUCACCUUCUCACCAAGCUGCUUGGCGAUGGUCUUGUAGCCCAUUCCAGCCUUGUGUAGGUCUACAAUCUUGUCCCUGACAUCCUUGGAGAGCUCUUUGGUCUUGGCCAUGGUGGAGAGUUUGGAAUCUGAUUGAUUGAUUGCUUCUGUGGACAGGUGUCUUUUAUACAGGUAACAAGCUGAGAUUAGGAGCACUCCCUUUAAGAGUGUGCUCCUAAUCUCAGCUUGUUACCUGUAUAAAAUACACCUGGGAGCCAGAAAUCUUUCUGCUUGAGAGGGGGUCAAAUACUUAUUUCCCUCAUUUAAAAUGCAAAUCAAUUUAUAACAUUUUUGACAUGCGUUUUUCUGGAUUUUUGUUUUGUUAUUCUGUCUCUCACUGUUCAAAUAAACCUACCAUUAAAAUUAUAGACUGAUCAUGUCUUUGUCAGUGGGCAAACGUACAAAAUCAGCAGGGAAUCAAAUACUUUUUUCCCUCACUGUAUACUGGGGUCUUACUGACAGUGUUUUUCACUCAGUGUCAGAUCCCUGGUUUAACAACUAAGAGGGUAUUUUCUCACUUUUCCCUCCUGUACUAAUCAUGUUUUCUCUUCCUCCUGCUCCCAGUAGCUCAGAUGAGGAUGAGGAGGACUGGUGUCCCCCGCUGCCAGCCAGGACCUACCUGAUGGACGGCUCCAGGGAGGAGUUACCCAGCCUUCCCUCCUCCAGAAGAGAGGAGCUGACCCAAGGCACCAUCUCCAGCCUGCAGUCCACAGCCACGCUUCCCCCGUCCCCCCAGGAGGAGACACGCCCCCCGCUGCAGCACUUUGACCUGCUGGCCUGCUACGGGCCCGGUUCCCAGGUCUCCCAUUCCAACCCCAAUCUGUUCGCCAAUAAGGGCGCCUACGAUGUCAGCGGGCCAUACCACACCAACCAAUGGGGAGACACCUUCAUGGGGGAGAACUUUACUUCAGAGAGGAGUGGCAGAGGUUAGUUGUACAAACCUGUCCCUCUCUCAUAGUUCUAAUGCAUAGGAUAAUUAUUUAUAUGUUUAGCUAGCCUUUUGAAAAUGACCAGCCUGGUCACAGAACUGUAUGUGCUUUAGCCACUUCCUUUGUCAUGUGUUGCCAUGCCAUACAUACAGUCCAUGUUUGGCAUGACAACAAACUGGACUAGAGGAGUUGGCUAAAGCACAGACAGAUCUGCUACCAGGCUAAUCCAUAAUUGCAUAAUUAUCCUGUUCUUUUCUGUCAGGACAAUCUCCUCCUUUCCUGGCUGAGUCUGCCCACGCUAUGCAGGGGCACAGAACCAGGAGCAAGAAGAAAGGCCUCCAGGAGGGCCAGCACCGACGAGAGCUGCAUGACCAAGCAGGUAAGACAUAGUGGACAGUGGGCUACUUUUAUGUUAUCUUCAUAUCAUAUUUUCUCUUUGGAGAGGCUUUUAUACAAGGCAACACACAUAGCUUUUGGAAUAACAAGUUACCCCAGCUUAUUAUUUGCAAGAACUUAGAAAUGGCUCUAACUUCUUGGAAUUUUGCUAGAGGAGGUUUUUAAAUGCACAUAAGUAACAUGCCCGCCAUGGGAUUCAAGCCACAUCCUUACAGUACAGUAUAUUUACAUUUUGGUCAUGUAGCAGACAGUCUUAUCCAUUACGAAUCAUUAAAGUCCUAUAGUGUACAUCCAACUGUGAAUAGAUAGACAGCAGUGCUUUAAAGAGGCCACCUGUGUGGUUAAGUGAAGGCAGUGUUUUUUUAUCAUGAGCUGUCAAUCAGUCUGUGUAGACCUGCCCCCUCCACCAGCCCCACCCCCUGCAGCAGACAACCCCCUGCAGCUCCUGGCUGAUGUGCUGGGCUGCAGCCGGACACCGUCGGCGGACAACUCGCCGGCUCUGCAGAGGAGAGGCGACUACUCCUCACCCCAGAAGAGGGGGCCUGCCAUGUGGGGCUCACAGGGUAUGCAUCAAACCAUCUAAUUAAUGCAAAUACAGUGGGGAAAAAAAGUAUUUAGUCAGCCACCAAUUGUGCAAGUUCUCCCACUUAAAAAGAUGAGAGAGGCCUGUAAUUUUCAUCAUAGGUACACGUCAACUAUGACAGAAAAUCACAUUCUUGGAUUUUUUAUGAAUUUAUUUGCAAAUUAUGGUGGAAAAUAAGUAUUUGGUCACCUACAAACAAGCAAGAUUUCUGGCUCUCACAGACCUGUAAUUUCUUCUUUAAGAGGCUCCUCUGUCCUCCACUCGUUACCUGUAUUAAUGGCACCUGUUUGAACUUGUUAUCAGUAUAAAAGACACCUGUCCACAACCUCAAACAGUCACACUCCAAACUCCACUAUGGCCAAGACCAAAGAGCUGUCAAAGGACACCAGAAACAAAAUUGUAGACCUGCACCAGGCUGGGAAGACUGAAUCUGCAAUAGGUAAGCAGCUUGGUUUGAAGAAAUCAACUGUGGGAGCAAUUAUUAGGAAAUGGAAGACAUACAAGACCACUGAUAAUCUCCCUCGAUCUGGGGCUCCACACAAGAUCUCACCCCGUGGGGUCAAAAUGAUCACAAGCAAAAAUCCCAGAACCACACGGGGGGACCUAGUGAAUGACCUGCAGAGAGCUGGGACCAAAGUAACAAAGCCUACCAUCAGUAACACACUACGCUGCCAGGGACUCAAAUCCUGCAGUGCCAGACGUGUCCCACUGCUUAAGCCAGUACAUGUCCAGGCCCGUCUGAAGUUUGCUAGAGUGCAUUUGGAUGAUCCAGAAGAGGAUUGGGAGAAUGUCAUAUGGUCAGAUGAAACCAAAAUAUAACUUUUUGGUAAAAACUCAACUCGUCGUGUUUGGAGGACAAAGAAUGCUGAGUUGCAUCCAAAGAACACCAUACCUACUGUGAAGCAUGGGAGUGGAAACAUCAUGCUUUGGGGCUGUUUUUCUGCAAAGGGACCAGGACGACUGAUCCGUGUAAAGGAAAGAAUGAAUGAAUGGGGCCAUGUAUCGUGAGAUUUUGAGUGAAAACCUCCUUCCAUCAGCAAGGGCAUUGAAGAUGAAACGUGGCUGGGUCUUUCAGCAUGACAAUGAUCCCAAACACACCGCCCGGGCAACGAAGGAGUGGCUUCGUAAGAAACAUUUCAAGGUCCUGGAGUGGCCUAGCCAGUCUCCAGAUCUCAACCCCAUAGAACAUCUUUGGAGGGAGUUGAAAGUCUGUGUUGCCCAGCAACAGCCCCAAAACAUCACUGCUCUAGAGGAGAUCUGCAUGGAGGAAUGGGCCAAAAUACCAGCAACAGUGUGUGAAAACCUUGUGAAGACUUACAGAAAACGUUUGACCUGUGUCAUUGCCAACAAAGGGUAUAUAACAAAGUAUUGAGAAACUUUUGUUAUUGACCAAAUACUUAUUUUCCACCAUAAUUUGCAAAUAUAUUCAUUAAAAAUCCUACAAUGUGAUUUUCUGGAUUAUUUUUUCUCAUUUUGUCUGUCAUAGUUGACGUGUACCUAGGAUGAAAAUUACAGGCCUCUCAUCUUUUUAAGUGGGAGAACUUGCACAAUUGGUGGCUGACUAAAUAAUUUUUUUCCCCCACUGUAUGCAAAUACACACAGUACAGUAAUAUAAAAGCCACAACCACACACAUAUUGUGAUUGAGGUCUAGUAAUGCUCCGUCUACAUUCAUACACAUACAAAUCCUCCGUGGUCUUAAUAUAACGCAUCGGUUUAAGCACACAUAUCUAGCAGCAAUCCCCUCUACCCAGGUGGACAGAGAUGGUGGGGAGUCUGGUCCAGCACUUAGAUUCUGAACCAUAUAAUUCCAGCUGCACUUUUGAGUGAUUGCAGUAUUGCAUAUUGUCAUCUGCAGAUGAGGGGGUAAUCCCGUACUGCCCAUCCAGCUUUCUGCCCCGGGGCCAGAUGUCAGGCUACGGUUCCCUUGGUGGAGGGGCCUCCUCGCGGGUUUCAACUGGACAGCGAGAGCCUGGAGCUGCCCGGAGUAGGGACGAGGUGAGUCCAGUGUGAAGGACAGCAGGACUGGCUCAGUAGAGACAUGAUGUUAGUCCUAUAGUUAUCAGUGUUGGUUGUUGUCCUCCUAAAGUCUAGUACUGUAGUGGGUUAAUGUAAGGCAAUGAUUUGGUGAUGAUCCAAGACAACUUUGGGUCUUAAUCAGUGUUGAUUGGUGUGGCACAGAGAGCCAAGAGACCCAGUGGCCCAAGACAUACCUGGCUCUCCGCUGCUUUAAUUGUUCUACUAAUCUGGUCUGGUUUAUCCAACAUGUUGGUAAUAUUAAUUCCAAAUCAAGACUGCAGUGUUUCCAUCUAUAGUAUGUUGCACAGGGUAGAUGAUGUACAUGUCAAACUAAUGUUUUGACAAUGGCUUAGAUGUAGGCAAAUAUGGGGGUCAGUAGAUUUAUAAGAGCUCAACCAUAAAUGGAAUACUCAUAUUUGUGUGGCUAAGCCUUGGCUAAAUUACAGUGUCAGGAUUAGUUUUUGGCACCAGCCCCAUCACUGAUUGUGUUGUGUGUUUGUUUACUUUCAGAACCUCAUAUAGCUGGAAGCAGAUUAUGUGACGUGAAGUUCUCCGCCAUGUGUUUUUUAAAAGGUUGUUUUGCUGCUUCCAUCUUUGCUGAACUCCAGCCUGUUGCCAUGGUGUCAAAGAAGAGCUGA
Messenger RNA from Coregonus sp. 'balchen', 33311 nucleotides. Lineage: Eukaryota; Metazoa; Chordata; Actinopteri; Salmoniformes; Salmonidae. The record is from the annotation of a GenBank genome assembly.